Molecule: messenger RNA, 1800 nt
Organism: Chaetura pelagica (chimney swift)
Lineage: Eukaryota; Metazoa; Chordata; Aves; Apodiformes; Apodidae
Gene: NEK11
Product: NIMA-related kinase 11
Exons: 15
Coding region: 1-1800 (599 amino acids)
Biological process (GO): protein phosphorylation
Molecular function (GO): ATP binding; protein kinase activity
Source: RefSeq, a predicted model, not a curated record
AUGCUGAAAUUUCAAGAAACUGCUAAGCGUGUCACUAUUGCCGGAUUUAAUUCUGCUUGCUCAGAUGCUAUGAUUGCAAGAAGAUACACUAUUCAGAAGAAACUUGGCAAUGGAAGCUUUGGAAGCGUAUAUCUGGUUUCUGAUAGAAAAGCAAAACAAGGAGAAGAAUUAAAGGUUCUGAAGGAAAUCUCUGUUGGAGACCUAAAGCCUAAUGAAACAGUUGAAGCAAAUCUGGAAGCACAACUACUCUCCAAAUUAGACCAUCCAGCCAUUGUCAAAUUUUAUGCAAGCUUUGUGGAGCGAGAUAGUUUCUGCAUUAUCACUGAAUACUGCGAGGGUGGAGAUCUAGACUUCAAAAUUCAAGAGUACAAAGAAUCUGGGAAGAUAUUCACUCAAAAACAAAUAAUAGACUGGUUUAUACAGUUGUUACUCGGAGUCAACUAUAUGCAUGAAAGGUGGAUACUUCACAGAGAUUUGAAAGCCAAGAAUAUAUUUUUGAAAAAUAAUCUUCUUAAAAUUGGGGACUUCGGAGUUUCUUGUCUUUUGAUGGGUUCAUGUGAUCUGGCAACUACAUUUACUGGGACACCAUACUACAUGAGUCCAGAAGCACUGAAGCACCAGGGGUAUAACACAAAAUCAGACAUUUGGUCUCUGGGAUGCAUUUUAUAUGAGAUGUGCUGUAUGAGCCAUGCAUUUACUGGACACAAUUUUUUGUCUGUUGUAUUAAAAAUUGUAGAAGGAGAUACACCUUCCCUUCCUGACAGAUAUCCAAGGAAACUGAAUGCUGUGCUGUGCAGCAUGUUAAAUAAGAAUCCUUUAUUGAGACCAGCAGCAGCAGAGAUCCUAAAAAUCCCUUAUAUUGAUGAACAACUAAAGCAUAUACAGUACAAGUUCACAAACAUGACUGUGAAAGACAAGGCACUUAACAGACAGAAAGAAGCUGCUCCCGUUUUUGAUGCUGUGCAGAGGAAAGUUCAUUUGCAAACUCUGCAGGAGCUGUCUGAAGUACAGAAAAUGACACCACGGGAACGAAUGAGGCUGAGAAAGUUAAAUGCUGCAGAUGAGAAAGCAAAGAAGUUGAAACAGCUGGCAGAAGAAAAAUAUCAAGAAAACAUCAAACGAAUGCAAGAAUUUAGGUCCCGUAAUUUCCAGCAGCUGAGUGUUGAUAUCCUACAUGAAUCUGAUGAGACUUCAAAACCCCAAAUUCAUUCUCAGCCAGGCAGUACUACUGAUUGUGUGUCCAUUGGACAUGAUGAACCAAGUGAAAAUGAGGCAUCGAGUCAGCUCUGCAUGUCUGAACCUACAGACCAUGAGAUCCCUGAAGACCCAGAAAUUGCAGAAGAAUAUUAUAACGAUGAGUUUGAAUCCUAUUCAGAAGGCAGUGAAGAGGAGGAGAAUGCAAAAGCAUUGCAGACUAUCUCUAAGACAAAUCACCAGGACAGUGAUAUUGAGGCAAUGGUCAAGCAUUUGGAGAGUGUGCUGAAUAACAGCUCAUUGGGCUCGGGGACUGUCACCAGCGUGUCUCCAGGAGAGCCCCAGGGAUUCAGAGCUCUCAACUGCACUAUGGCUGAGACCAAACUGAAACGCAUGAGGGAGUCUGCCAUUGGGAAGCUGGGAGCAGAGGUAUUUGAGGCUGUGUACAGCUACCUGAAGCAAGCAAGACAGCAGAAUGCCAGUGAGGAGGAGAUCAGGAGAGACCUGGAGGAGCUGGUUUCUAGAGCAAGUGAUUGCUUUGAAGUGGAUCAGCUUCUGUACUUUGAGGAGCAGCUACAGGCUUCAGAAGCCCAUCUUCAGCCAUAA